AUGACCAAUAAAAAGGGAGACCACGAGUCUCCGAAGGCCUUGGCCAAUUCGGCUUCUCAAUCCACAACCCAGCGCGUCCCUCCCCCCGAAACCUCCGAGGCCAUCCACACGCGAUUCCGUGUAAUUGCGGCUUUCUGGGCUGUUAUUAUAUUCUUAGGAUUCCCAAUAUGGUGGAAGACAACAUCUAUCUAUCGGGCGCAUUUGCCUAUUCAAGAAAUGGUUGACUGGGACGAUGGCAAGAUUUGCCGCCCUGUAUUUCCUUUAGAAAUUCAUGUUGCCACUCCUCAUAUGCAACUCUCUGAAUCUCAGCAUCUUCUCCGCACAACUCAGCAUACUCUUGACGAUCUCAACGAAUUCGCCGCUCAUCAUUUGCGACUCAAGCCAGUUAACGAUACCAGUCCAUCCACCGCAGAUGAGGAACUCAACGUUGAUGCAGCUGGCAAUGUCGCUGAAGAAGGGGCAGAUAUUGCUCUCACCGUCCGUGUACUCUCUCAAGAGGACUUGUUCAGUCCCCGCUCCGAGCUACAUGCAGACACUACUCAGCUAGAUAUAUUCUACCCACCGAACCAUGUGCCUCUACCUUCAUCAUCCAACCCACCUCUGUCCGCUUUUAUUGCGCAAGAGCUUCAAGGCUUAUACAGCGAGGAGAAGGCCACGAUUGCACAUAUUCUUUCGGGCGAGACGGCUGGCUUUGAUUCGGAGAGUAUCAGUAGACGCCUGCGUCGGUCUAUGAAGUACGCCGACACAUACCACUUGUCCUUUUCAUUGUUCACGCCAGGCCCAGCACCAUCUUCCUGGGAUAUCGAAACUGCCGUCAAAGAAUACCUGUCACCUCUGCUUCAUGCCUUUUCUCCCAUUAGCAACUUCACAAUCGAUACUCAAGUUCAGCUAUAUGCCACAUUUUCACCUAUGGCACCUCCACCGAUCUACGAGGAGGCCGAGGCAGCUUGGACACUGAGGAAGGAAGACUUGAGUGCAUUCAUCAAUGCAGCCGAGUGGCCCCUUAACCCUAGCAUUGGCAGCGGUCCCACCCUCAACUUUAUCCUAUAUGUCCCUGCCCCAUCACAAUCCCCACUCGUCGUUAAGGAGAACCGCGCAUCUAGCUGGAUCGUGCCGCAAUGGGGAGGUGUAUACCUUCUCAACCCAACCCUCUUGACAGACAAGAAUGGUCAAUCUAACCCACCGUACCUCACACAUAAAUCAUUGCGGCCGGCAUUCAUGACAUUCUCCCACCAACUCUUGACUCUGCUUGGUACUCCCACCACGCCCUCAUCUCUACCACUGCGCCUCCAAACCCUCAUCCGCGUACGAGCAGCUACUCUCCUUCUUUCCGCUUCUUCCACUAUGGGCUCCCUAGCUCGUCUCACUGAGUCUCUCCCAUCUAUCCCAAUUCCGGCUACUGUGGCGUCUUCGGUCUCAACUACUCUUUCUCACCUCUCCGCUACUUGUUCCUAUCUCCGUGACGGGCGGUUCGCUGCUGCUCUUGCGAGCGCUCGUGUGGCCGAGACCGAGGCAGAGCGUAGCUUCUUCGAGAAGAGUAUGGUAGGUCAAGUCUAUUUCCCAGAUGAGCACAAGGUUGCUGUCUACCUGCCUCUUUUGGGGCCUAUUGGAGUCCCUCUUCUUGUCAGCCUGUUGAAAGAAGUGAAGCGGUUGAUCGCCAGGCGGAAAGCGAAAAAGGCGUCAGCGGCUUCGAACUAG
Penicillium angulare is the source of this 1698-nucleotide messenger RNA. It is a transcript of the gene PIG-S, whose product is annotated as GPI-anchored transamidase GPI17. Gene Ontology annotation, cellular component: GPI-anchor transamidase complex. The record is from RefSeq and is a predicted model, not a curated record. Gene Ontology annotation, biological process: attachment of GPI anchor to protein. Lineage: Eukaryota; Fungi; Ascomycota; Eurotiomycetes; Eurotiales; Aspergillaceae. The transcript is spliced from 2 exons. Bases 1 to 1698 code for a protein of 565 amino acids.